CAAAACAGCAGCUGCAGCCAGUUCUGAAACACUCAUUUUGUUUGUUUACCAGAUCAGCAUAGAGUAUUUUGAAAUAUAAAUGUAUUUGAGUCUGAUCGUAUGCCAGUACUGCAUCUCUAGUGCUUGUAAAGAAGACAUCGGAUAUCAAGUUCUCAGACCACACAGACUGUUGUGCAGCAUUAGAGGAUUGGCCAUAUUUUGGCACAAUGAACCUGACCCAGGAACAUCUCUUCUGUCUGGAACUGAUGGCUAAUCGGAAUAUUAAUAUUAUCCUAUGGCAUUAUAAUCUAACUGGGCGUCUGAGUGGGAGAUCAAGCAAAGGAAUUGGCAUUUUCCAUCUGCUAGGCAUCUUCAUCAGUAUAUUAAUUAUCCUGGAAAACCUGUCUGUGUUAGUGGCUAUUCUGAGGGAUCCGCGUCUGAGACGUUGGGUUCACUGCUGUUUGGGUAACAUUGCACUGAGUGACCUUAUGGCUGGUAUCUUCUACCUACUGAACCUCUUUUUGUCGGGUGCUACAACAUUCCGCCUGAGCCCAGCUCUCUGGUUCCUGAGAGAAGGUUUACUCUUUACAACAUUGGCAGCUUCAACGUUUAGCCUUCUUGUAACAGCAGUGGAACGCUACUGCACUAUGGUGAUACUGGUUACGGAGAAUAACUCUGUGAAGAGUAUGAGGGUGCAGGGUCUUAUUGUCCUGUGUUGGGUUCUAGCUGGAGUGGUUGGAUUCCUACCACUGCUUGGAUGGAACUGCCUUUGUGAGAUUGAGAGCUGUUCCAGUCUUCUUCCUCUCUACUCCAGGAAUUAUUUAUUCUUCAGCAUCAUGUUGUUGGGUGUUACCUUGCUUGGCAUCAUUGCUGCCUACUGUACAAUCUAUUAUUUGGUGUGUACCAGUGGAAAGCGGGUUACAGAAACCAACAGUAGUCGGCGUUCAUUUCAUCUUCUGAAGACUGUCCUUAUUAUUUUGAGUGCAUUUGUUAUUUGUUGGAGUCCAUUGUUCUUCUUUCUUAUAGUGGACUUUACAUGCUCACCCCCAUCUUGCAAAUCUCCUCUUGGAUUAGAAUGGGUUCUGGCUGUGGCAGUCUUAAACUCAGCCAUAAAUCCACUGAUCUACUCCUUUAGGAGCUCAGAAAUGCGAAGAGCAGUUCUGGAGCUCUUCUGCUGCAUUUGCAUCCGAACAGGAAUGAAACUGCCUGCAUGCUGCCAGCUUGGCACAGAGAUUAUGUCUGGUUCCUCUAAUGAGGGUUCAAAUAAGUACAGAAGCAAUGUGCGUCUUUCACGGGCACAUAGUAUCAGAAGCCCUCUUACUAGUAUUUCAAGUGCACCAAGUCAGUAGAGACAGGUGUUUUUUUGCUUUAAUAUGAAAUUGCUAAAAAGCAGAACAGAUAACACAGUUUGACGAUAAUGUGCAGUGACCGUGAAUUGAACUGUCUGCUGUCCUGUAGACUAAAGUCACUCUUUACAACCAGUGGAAUCUCUCACCA
This is a messenger RNA of Xenopus laevis (African clawed frog), 1476 nucleotides long. RefSeq names its product sphingosine-1-phosphate receptor 4 S homeolog (gene s1pr4.S). NCBI's taxonomy places the organism in Eukaryota, Metazoa, Chordata, Amphibia, Anura, Pipidae. Bases 207 to 1328 code for a protein of 373 amino acids. The record is from RefSeq and is a predicted model, not a curated record. The transcript is spliced from 3 exons.